Corylus avellana is the source of this 1202-nucleotide messenger RNA. RefSeq lists its product as uncharacterized. The record is from RefSeq and is a predicted model, not a curated record. Lineage: Eukaryota; Viridiplantae; Streptophyta; Magnoliopsida; Fagales; Betulaceae.
AUUUUGUAUUUUGUCUCGGCGUUCUUCGAGGGGAGAACGUUUUGGUUUUAAAAGUCUCAACGAAGACUUGAAAAUUGUAUAUACGUCUCUUUCACUUUUUCUUCGUCUUCGUGGAGAUCUAGAGCUAGGGUUUCUUCUGCGCUUCUGGUUCAGUCUUUCACAGAGAGAGAGAGAGAGAGAGAGAGAGAUCGAGAUUGUACAGACAUGGCGUCGCAGAUGCACCUGGACAAGAUGCAGCUCCGCCAGAACUUCCGGAAUCUCUGGCACACCGAUCUCAUGGGAACCAUUAAGGCCGACACUCGCUAUUGCUGCUUUGCGUUAUGGUGUGCGCCAUGCGCAUCAUACUUGCUCCGGAAACGAGCUCUUUACGAUGACAUGUCAAGGUAUGUAUGCUGUGCUGGUUACAUGCCUUGUAGUGGCAGGUGUGGAGAAAGUAAAUGUCCCGAAUUUUGCCUAGCCACUGAGGUUUUUCUCUGCUUUGGAAAUUCAGUGGCCUCAACUCGGUUUUUGUUACAAGAUCAAUUUAAUAUACAGACAACACAAUGUGAUAAUUGCAUCAUUGGUUUCAUGUUCUGCCUACAACAAAUUGCAUGCAUAUUUUCCAUAGUUGCAAUGAUUGUUGGAAGUGAGGAAAUUUCAGAGGCUUCUCAAUUAUUGUCAUGUUUGGCGGACAUGGUGUACUGCACGGUUUGCGCAUGUAUGCAGACACAACACAAGAUCGAAAUGGACAAGCGUGAUGGCAUGUUUGGGCCUCAAGCAAUGGCAGUGCCCCCUAUGCAACAGAUGUCUCGCAUUGACCAGCCAAUUCCUCCGUCUGCUGGCUAUCCACCUCAACCAGUCUAUGGACAGCCCUAUGGUUACCCACCUCCUCAGGCGCAGGGCUAUCCACCUGCUGGUUAUCCUCCACCUGCUUAUCCACCACAUGGCUAUUCUAGGUGAUGUUAUUUUACAACAUUACUGGUUGAUUUGCAAUGUCAAGGUGAUUUUUUAGUGCUACAUGUUGGGUUACAACUUACAAGUAAUGUCACUAUGAAAGUUCCAACUUGUGUAUCCACCAAAACAUAUCUUGAUCAAGCACUCGAGUCUUUGGUAUUUAUUUGCAGAGGGUGAUGGGAACAGUGAUUUAUUUGUGUGUGAUUUCGGUUUUUAUUGCCAAUUGAACUUCAAAAAAGUUUUAUAUAAAUCCUAGCUUCUUGUCGUCC